CUUCUUGUUUCUCUCUCUCUCUCUCAGAUCUUUUCUUGUAACCUUUGAACUUUCAAUGGACAUUAAAAACCCGAUUUUUAAUAAAAAAGAAAAAAAUAAAAAUAUCAGUGCCGUUUUCUUGGGAAAUUUAAUAACUUCCCGUCUUGGAAUAAAAGUUAGAGACACACUUGUGGUGCUCUUCUGAGAGAGAUUUUUUUGGAAGAUGGGUAAUAGAGUUAUGUGUAUGAAGAAGAAAGAUGUUGCCAUCAGAAGCAGUGGAGGAGGAGGAGAUGGGUCUAGAAGCAAGAGGGUAAGUCGUUCUCAAAGGAAACUGCUUGGUGAUGAAGAGAUGUUGCAUCGACGAGCUUUGUCCAUGGCUAUUCAUCAAGCCCAGCUUUCUCAGAGAUUCGAUGGGUCCAUUUCUAGACGUGUCGGGUCUACUAGCUCCAGAAGACAAACUCUCUCUGACCCUUUUUCAAACAACAAGCAGGUACCUGAUCUUGUGGAGAGCUUGGCGGUUAAGAAACUCGUUCUUGUACAUGGUGAAGGGUUUGGGGCUUGGUGUUGGUACAAAACUGUUGCUUCAUUGGAAGAGUCUGGACUAUCUCCUGUUACAGUUGACCUUACUGGAUCUGGAUUUAGUAUGGCUGACCCAAAUAGUGUUUCCACUUUAGAAGAAUAUUCGAAACCAUUGAUCGAGCUUCUUCAAAAUCUUCCAGAGGAAGAAAAGGUGAUUGUCGUAGGUCACAGUACAGGAGGUGCAUGUGUUUCAUAUGCAUUAGAGCGGUUUCCUGAAAAAAUCUCAAAAGCUGUAUUCAUAUGUGCCACUAUGGUUUCUGAUGGACAAAGACCCUUCGAUGUCUUUGCUGAUCAGCUUGGUUCUGCAGAAAGGUUCAUGAAAGAAUCACAGUUCUUGAUCCAUGGAAAUGGAAAGGACAAGCCCGCAACGGGGUUCAGUUUUGAGAAGCAACACAUGAAAAGCUUGUACUUCAAUCAGUCACCCAAUAAGGACAUAGCAUUGUCGAUGAUCUCAAUGCGAGCAGUACCAUUGGGUCCAAUGAUGGAGAAACUGUCGCUGAGCGCAGAAAGAUAUGGGAAAGGUCGGAGAUUCUAUGUUCAGACGCUUGAUGACUUGGCUCUCUCACCAGACGUUCAGGAGAAACUUGUGAGAGAAAAUAGUCCCGAAGGAGUUUAUAAGAUCAAAGGAAGUGAUCAUUGUCCUUUCUUCUCUAAACCUCAGUCUCUUCACAAGAUCCUUCUUGAGAUCGCUCAGAUUCCUUAAAAGAGAGUUAAAUCUUUAAUUCACUCGACCAUGUAUAAUACUUUUAAUUUUUCAACUUAUAAACUUCUGUAUAAUUCGUCUUACGUCGAUACCAAGCAAGAUAGUUUUUUUUUUUA
Raphanus sativus (radish) is the source of this 1377-nucleotide messenger RNA. Its product is annotated as putative methylesterase 12, chloroplastic. Gene Ontology annotation, biological process: salicylic acid metabolic process; jasmonic acid metabolic process. The record is from RefSeq and is a predicted model, not a curated record. NCBI's taxonomy places the organism in Eukaryota, Viridiplantae, Streptophyta, Magnoliopsida, Brassicales, Brassicaceae. Gene Ontology annotation, molecular function: methyl salicylate esterase activity; methyl jasmonate esterase activity; methyl indole-3-acetate esterase activity. The coding region runs from base 203 to 1261 and encodes 352 amino acids. The transcript has 5 exons.